CACCACCUCUGACCCCUGCCCUCUGCCCUUCCCGGGCCCAGGAGGCACCAUGUGGCUAUGUCCACUGGGGCUGCUGCUGUUGUCGCUGCUGCCUGCCAGCGAGGUGGCCCUGGGCAGCCGGCGGGGUCGUGGGCGCCGGGAGCUAGCACCGGGGCUGCACCUGCGGGGCAUCCGGGAUGCAGGCGGCCGGUACUGCCAGAAGCAGGACCUGUGCUGCCGCGGCCGCGCGGACGACUGCACCCUGCCCUACCUGGGCACUACCUGUUACUGUGACCUCUUCUGCAACCGCACCGUCUCCGACUGCUGCCCUGACUUCUGGGACUUCUGCCUCGGCGUGCCACCCCCUUUUCCCCCCAUCCAAGGAUGUGUGCAUGGAGAUCGUGUGUAUCCAACCUUGGGAACCUACUGGGACAACUGUAACCGUUGCACCUGCCUGGAGAAAGGACAGUGGGAGUGUGACCAGGAGCCAUGCCUGGUGGACCAAGACAUGAUCAAUGCCAUCAACCAGGGCAACUACGGGUGGCAGGCUGGGAACCACAGUGUCUUCUGGGGCAUGACCCUGGAUGCGGGCAUUCGACACCGCCUGGGCACCAUCCGCCCGUCUUCCUCUGUCAUGAACAUGAACGAGAUUCACACAGUGCUGGGCCCAGGGGAGGUAUUGCCUAUAGCCUUUGAAGCCUCCAAGAAGUGGCCCAACCUGAUCCAUGAUCCACUAGACCAAGGGGACUGUGCAGGCUCUUGGGCCUUCUCCACAGCAGCUGUGGCAUCUGAUCGCGUCUCAAUCCAUUCUCUGGGGCACAUGACACCCAUCCUGUCACCCCAGAACCUGCUGUCUUGUGACACUCACAACCAGAAGGGCUGCCGUGGUGGACGUCUCGAUGGUGCCUGGUGGUUCCUGCGACGUCGAGGGGUUGUAUCUGACCACUGCUACCCAUUCUCAGGCCAGGAGCGGGACAAGGUGGGCCCCGCACCCCGCUGCAUGAUGCACAGCCGGGCCAUGGGUCGGGGCAAGCGCCAGGCCACUUCACGCUGCCCCAACAGCCAUGUUCAUGGCAAUGACAUCUACCAGGUCACUCCUGUCUACCGCCUAGGUACCAAUGAAAAGGAGAUCAUGAAGGAGCUGAUGGAGAACGGCCCUGUCCAAGCGCUCAUGGAGGUGCACGAGGACUUUUUCCUGUACCAGAGCGGCAUAUACAGCCACACGCCAGUGAGCCAAGGGCGGCCAGAGCGAUACCGCAGGCAUGGGACCCACUCAGUCAAGAUCACAGGGUGGGGAGAGGAGACUCUGCCUGAUGGAAGGACGCUCAAAUACUGGACGGCAGCAAACUCUUGGGGCCCAGCCUGGGGCGAAAAAGGCCACUUCCGCAUUGUGCGCGGCACCAACGAGUGCGACAUUGAGAGCUUCGUGCUCGGCGCCUGGGGCCGCGUGGGCAUGGAGGACAUGGGGCAUCACUAA
Molecule: messenger RNA, 1456 nt
Organism: Orycteropus afer afer
Lineage: Eukaryota; Metazoa; Chordata; Mammalia; Tubulidentata; Orycteropodidae
Gene: TINAGL1
Product: tubulointerstitial nephritis antigen like 1
Biological process (GO): proteolysis
Cellular component (GO): lysosome
Molecular function (GO): cysteine-type peptidase activity
Source: RefSeq, a predicted model, not a curated record